AUAAUGCUCUGCUUUAUCCAGCAAUAAAACCAGCUAUUGAGGAGAAAGUCCUGCAUUCCAGAUGAUUCUUGUGUCUCAAAAUGCCACCUCACUAAUGCUUGACUAUCAGGCUGUUAAUUGUUGCUUCUGAACUAAAUUGAAAAAAAAUCUGGAGUGCAAAGGGACAGAUCUACACGCAUCUGCUAUCAGGGAAACACAGGCAGCGUUUUGUGUGGUAAAAGAGCGUUUUGCUGUAAUGUUACCUUAACAGUGUAACUGUUGUCUGCAAAUGCUGAGCAAGUAGAAGGGUGUAGCCCCGCUCUGACACUGUUUAUGUACAUUUUCUGCUGCUUUAUUUGGACAGACUCCACUGAAGAAGCAGGUGUGUGAUUUAUCUGGGCUUCAGAUAGGCUGCAGCCACUCUGGUUUUAUAUGCUGCUUCCAGCCAGGCUGCUGCAUUUGGGACAUCUGCUGUGAAGAGACUUGAGUUAAACCUGGUCAGUCGGGCUGCUCAGCUGGUCUCUCUCGUUUAAGCACCACUGGGGAGGCAGUGGUAGUGUGGGAAAUACACCCAACAGAGACCUGGUAUGUUGGAGCGACUGAGGCCAGAGGGGUAAACUGAAUUUUCUGGAAUAAAGCAGCUGGUCCUCUUAUCGCCAUGAAUACAGACAGCGGUGGCUAUGCUCGCAAACGUGCUGCUACAUCUGUUAAAUUAGCCUCUGUGAAGAGAGUGCAAAGUUCUCCCAACUUGUUGCUGGUUGCAGGUAAUGAAGCACAGACACCCGAUUCAGAUGUUUGGAGAUCUUACAACGUUAAUGAUGGCUUCAGAGGGGCACUGAAUGGUGAAACGCACAGCUCAUCACUGGCCGCCAAAGGUUUCCGCAGCGUCAGACCGAACCUUUCAUUUCCGGAGAGGAAAACGCCUCCUCAGCAGGUUCCCUCACCACCACCCAGAAAGGAAAGCUUUAAUUGGUGUUCACUAACAGGCCCUGGCAGCCACCAUACACCACUUAGUUCAACCCAGGAUCUUACACAUGGCAAUUGGCCAUCACUCCUAACACCUAGCCUGCAAAUAACCUCCAAUGUUACCCAUUUGACUAACAAGGAAGAGUACACACAGAGCUCAUCGCGUUUGGUUCGACACCCCAACACAAUUUCCCCUUCUGCACAGCAGCCACCAACUUCCCAGAGCAUAACUUGCAAAGUAGCCGAUAGCACUGCUGACCCUUCACUUCAGACAAGCCAUGGGCACUCCCAAGAGCGUAAAGUCACUGCCAUCAAGCUAACCUUGUUGGAGGAUCAGGUGGUUGCUAAUUCCCACUGUGUGCAACAGCCAUCCAAGCCUGACACUGAUGUGAAACCCUCACUCCAUUCACUUUCACUUGGAGAUAGGACAGAGCCUGAGAGACACACAGCCUCUCUUUCCAUUCAGAUAGCUCCAGCAAGUCUGCAUACAACAGAACCUGGGCUCGACACACAAGGAUGCCCACCUGUAUCUGCUGCAAGCAGUGGAAGAAGUCUACAUGAGGACAUGUUACAAGUGCUUAAUGCGCCAUCUUGUGCACGCACCUCAGGGCAUCAUCUGCCUGAAAAUCAGUCAGAAGAGAAAAUGGCAUCCAAGAUUAAUACAUCACAGGGAUGCCGGCAAAUCUUACCAGACGUUGCUGCACCUCUUCUUCUGCUACCUACUAACAGGACUUUUCUCUCACCUCACUAUGGUGUGGAGCGAGAUCCAACUACCUUGCCAACCUUCGAUGACUACAUCCCUUCCCACCUUCAGAAGGCCCGUUAUCCUACCCUGUCAUCUUACAGUUUUCCUUCCCUGACCGCGAAUCUUUUCACAAACCCGAAUGAAGUUUCUUCGUUUGUUACUGACUCCACUCUGAGUGAAUAUUCGUCUUGCAACCUAAGUGAGUCCUCCACGGCCAUUCUAGAUGAGCUGCAUACCUGUGGCUACGACACCACGGAUCAUUCUGACACUCCAUCCCCAACCCUGAGUCGGAUGUCCGCAAUAACUGAUGAUACAACCACCACCACUACUGCUCCCGCUCAUAUGGCGGUGAAUGGAAAUUCUCGCACUGAUAGUGGCAGUCCAAUGAGUUAUUUGCAAAGGCCCUUCUCACCAUCAUCAGCUUACUCUCCGGCACCUUCAGUAAAUCCAAACAUUGUUGCAAUGCAACACAGCAGAACCAUGGAGAACCUGAAUACUUCACAGCAAAGCAAGUCACUUGGCGCAGAUGUCAUGAGCAUAGAACCGGUUUACAGAACGUCAGAAGAGGAGAAGAAAGUCACGGUAAUUAAAGCACCGCAUUAUGCAGGAAUUGGCCCUGUUGAUGAAUCUGGAAUACCUAUAGCCAUAAGGACGACAGUGGAUCGACCUAAAGACUGGUAUAAGACGAUGUUCAAGCAAAUACAUAUGGUGCAUAAGCCAGAUGAUGAUACAGAUGCAUUCAAUGCUACAUAUGCAUAUGUUUAUCCUGAUAACUACAGCUCAUUCACCUCUGUUCAGGCGCACCCUCCUCCCAAGACACAUACUUACCGACCUUUAUCAAAAAGUACCUCAGACAAUGGUGUUGAAUUCUUCAAGGAAUCUGCUCCAUUACCACCACCUCCACCUGUUCCACCACCUGCACAACUAAGAUUGCGAGAAAUAAGUUCCACAGAAAAGAACGAUUGGGAUCCUCCUGAUAGAAAAGUUGAUACUCGCAGAUAUCGUGCUGAACCUAGAAGCAUAUUUGAAUAUGAACCCGGAAAGUCGUCAAUCCUAGAGCAUGAGCGACCGGCUAAUUCUACAGAGGCACAACUUUCUAAAGGCAGGAGGUUCAAUAAGCCUCAGUAUGAGGUUUAUAAAGAAAAAAUACUCCAGAGAAAGAAGACUGCAGAAAGUAAGGUGCCCUCAGCCCAAAGUGUUGGAGAAUUUGGUCUCAAACACCAAGAAGAGCAGAAGUGGGUUGGUGGGCGAAUAAACCCAGAUGAAAUAGAUUUAGAAAACGAACCCUGGUAUAAAUUCUUUUCAGAACUGGAGUUUGGACGCCCGCCUCCCAAAAAACAUUUGGAUUAUCUGCCGGAAAGUUCUCCCCAUGUUUCAGCUGAUAAUAUUAAGACCUCCUUUUACAGUCCUUCAAUAGAAAGGCAGUUGGAGAGACCUUCCAGCGCCACAAGUCCUGCAAGUGACUACAGAAAGAGGCGGAAGUCUGAACCUUCAGUGAACCAUCAGAGAGCACAGAGUGAUCACACAAUGCAGAAGAGCAGUGCUGACCUCCAUGGAAUAACCAGGAGGUCAUUAACCAAUUCUUCACCAUCUUCGCCAUCCAGAAUUAAAGAUCAGGAUUCUCAUAGGAUUGUCUCAGAAAUGGGCCGAGCAACAUUGAAAGAUCGGAGGGGUCCAACAGAUGAACCUCGUAGGAAACCAGAAGAAAAAGAGAGGCAGCCUGCUAAAGCAAUUUAUGAUUUUAAGGCUCAAACAACAAAGGAGUUACCAUUCAAGAAAGGGAACAUUGUCUACAUUAUUAGGCAAAUAGAUCAAAAUUGGUUCGAAGGUGAACACCAUGGAGCAGUUGGCAUAUUCCCCAUUUCAUAUGUUGAGAAGUUGCCCCUGGCAGAAAAGGCACAGCCAGUGAGACCCCCACCCCCAGCUGAGGCCAGAGAUUUUGGGGAAGCUAUUGCGAAAUAUAAUUUUAAUGCAGAUACCAACGUGGAGCUCUCACUGAAAAAGGGUGAAAGGGUCAUCCUUGUCAGGCGGGUAGAUCAGAACUGGUACGAAGGAAGGAUUCCUGGAACAAAUCGGCAAGGUAUCUUCCCAAUUACUUACGUGGAUGUUCUCAAGAAACUUCAACCUAAGAACUCUGCAGAGUACCCCAGGCAUUCUCUGCCUUUAAGCUUUUCCAGUGAUAGGAUUCACUGCUUGGGAUCUACAAAGUUGGCUUCUUGUCGAAGGCUCAAUGCAACAUCCCCUGUUCUCAGUCAUCACUCACCCUGUCCAAAUAAAUCUGCAGUCCAGGCAAUCACCAAUGAAUGGAUAUCAUUGACUGUUGGGCUGUCCCCUGUCAACACCGCAAUCCCUACACCACCUCCUUCUCCUGACAGCCUGUUGUCUGAUUUAGUUACUUCUUUGUCAGUGACCUCCUACCAAUCUGACCCAAGCCCCUCAAGAAAUACUGCUUCCUAUGAAAAACUGAGUCAUUUCAUUCCAGUCACAUCUUCAAAGAACCUUCCCAGUUCAUCUAAAAAUCUGCACGAUCCACUCUACCCACCACUGUCCAAUACUGUCUCAUGUUCACCUAUUUUCAUGAUACCCCAUGGAUAUGACACAAACAUAAUGCAGGUGGCAGCUAAAUCUCAGGAAUCCCUUAAGAAAUUCAAAACUAUUUCCUCUGACGAUGAAAAAGCACCCAACAGCAUGGAGGUUUCUUUAGUCAUUACAGAACCAUUUGAAAGUAGCUCUCCAAAGAAAUUCCUGCAGGUCAGGGAUGAGCAAGAACAGGAACUCGGUGAAGAAUUGCUGUCAAUCAUUGAAGGAAGCCAGUCAAAGGGUGAUGGAAUUAAGCACACAUGUUUCCAUGGGCAUAGUCCGGAUGUAAACAAGGAACCUCCAGAGCUCUAUAUAGAGGAAGAUCCUAGUGAGGUCUAUAAGGCACCAGUGGCAAAUAAAAAGAAACCAGUUAUGUCUGAUGAUCAGAAGGAAGCGAGAAUUGAUACUGAGACUGUAACAUCUGGAACUGACAAAGCUAUUGCUUCUCCUCCCUCACAUUUGCCUGCUGCAUAUCCAUCCUCACUGCCAAAGAUCUCUUCCCCUAUAUCUUUCUCCUCACCUUCACAACUCCCUCAAAGACUUACAUUCUGCACCAAAUCUUCCAGUCAGGAGACUAGGUCUCCAAAGUUGAAGCCUCAGCAACCUACUCUUGUUCACGAACGUUCACAGAUCGGAGAGCCGUACCAAGCUAUGUACAGCUACAACCCUAGAAAUGAAGAUGAGCUGGAGCUCAAGGAAGGAGAUAUUGUUGAUGUAAUGGAAAAGUGUGAUGAUGGUUGGUUUGUUGGAACUUCGCGGAGAUCCAAGUUCUUUGGUACAUUUCCAGGAAACUAUGUGAAGCGACUAUAAGAUUUUAUACAUAUUUGUAUACACAUUGCUUUGAGUUUAGCACAGUAACCUCUGCAGCUCUCAUUAAAAGAAGUUUCAGUCUGUAGACACUCAAAAAACAACCUUUGUGACAGUUGUGUGAUUGACUACAGCUAACUUCAGAAGCAUUGCAUCAAUUGGCACCACCUUCUGCCAAGUAAUAAGGACAUUUUAAAACAAAGUACUGAUCAUGCCAUCUGGAGGCUGUUCUACGUUCCCUUCAGGAUAUUUUGCAAACAAUUGGUUUUUAUUAUUAUGGUGCACUUAUUUGAUCAACCCUUUUUCCCCCCUAUGUAUGUAAACAUAGUAAAUGCCUAUUUAUUCUUCCGGGUACAGGAGCUCUGUGGUCUGUCACUAAUACUUAUUAUUGAUGAUUUUGAGUAGAAAAAACACAUAAUACGAUCAGCAAGUACUGCUAAGAUAGUUUGUCACACUCCAAACUGGAGGUGAAGUCCUGUAGUCUACUCUUUUUCCUCCAAUUAAUUCACUUGGUUUGUUUUGCUGCUGAAUGUUGAGAUAUGGAAACAAUGUCACGUUUUGUACAGGUUGUUUGAAAAUCGAUGAUUGUGUGUUUCUCACUUGCACCACGUUUUUCUUAAAAAUGGUGGUUUAGAAUACAUAGUAAAUGUCAGGUUUCACAAUAGAAUAUUGAGUUGAUCAGGCCAUGUGACUGUUCUUUGAGGCAAGCUAUAUUCGGGCUCCCAAAUCCUAAUUGUCACAUUUAGCGCUUUGGGUGGCUCCAUGGACUCAGCAGUCACUGAAGGAGGGAGGUGUAUAACCGUUAAAUGUCUGCAGUUUGAAAGUAGAUUCAAGUGAGGCAAAGUGUUUAGUCACUGUUUGCUCCAGUCGUGCUCAAGAAGGUUUUUAAGAAGAGAGAUGGUGCACAUCUUUAAAUCCAUUUAUUUGAAAUCAGUAAUGCUAUUCACAGUUAUGUUCAACGUAACUCAUUUAUUUAUAUGGAAAUGCACCUGCCAUGCUUUCUUGUACUUCCAAAGUUCCUGAAAGAAUUUCCAUGUACAAUUUGUUUAUAUGGUUGAAUAAUUGAGUAGCUUUUUUCAAAUACAUAUAAUUCCUGGACUAAAAAUUGAAAAACAUUUUCUUGGCUACUCAAUAUUUUUCCAAAAUGGAAUGCUCUUUGUGUUAAAAGAAUCGGAGCACUGUGUUCCCUGGAAUAAAACAGUAAAUUAUAACUGCCAUGAUUGGGUAUGAACACACAGAUGGGGAGGAGGAAGAAAUUGUUACCGCUGCAGCACCUUAGUUCAAAAAGAGAGUGUGUGAUUGUCCUUUUCAUUUCUUUCAUAAAUGCUUGAGUUUACUACAGUGUAUGUUGUCCACGACAGUUUGUAUAUAUAUGUGUCUGCUUUAUUUUGUACAGUUGUUUUAGUUGUUGCAUUUAAAACAGAUCACUACUUUUCAGCAACUUUUGUAAGUCUCUGUCAUUUCCCCUACCCCUUUUUACUAACCACCUCUCCCAUGCCCUGGUUGCAAGCACAUCUAGAUGAUGCGAGUGUGUAUGAUAGUAUUUUAUUGCAGAAUUUUGCAAAUUGUAUUUCAACAAAUAUAGUGUUACCAGCAAAAAAAACCUAACUGUGUAUAUAUAUCUUUAUAGUUAUUAACAGGAAAUGAGGAAAAAAAAGGUCUGGCUAGAUUCAACAAUACUCUUUUACAGUAUGUCUUUAUUACACCAAAAUUUCAGGCCUAAGAGCUGUGUAAUUCUGAAGCUUCAAAUUUUGAAUCUGGUCAAUUGCAUGCAGCGCGGCUGUGAAAUCAACACCUUUGUUGUUUUAUGAGGAAAAUGACCAUAUUUGUUGCCUGUAAAAUGAAAACUCUUUAUAUUCUCUGUAACUGAUUUUAAAAGGAUUAUUUCAUAAAUGAACAUCGGAUGAUUCAUUUUGAUGCAGUACGAUUCUUACGGAGAAAACAACUUUUUGUGUUUUUUGUGAAUUUCAAUCUCUAAUAAAUUUGCCUGAAUUGAA
Carcharodon carcharias (great white shark) is the source of this 7074-nucleotide messenger RNA. Its product is annotated as sorbin and SH3 domain-containing protein 2-like. The record is from RefSeq and is a predicted model, not a curated record. The coding region runs from base 638 to 5080 and encodes 1480 amino acids. Gene Ontology annotation, cellular component: plasma membrane. Lineage: Eukaryota; Metazoa; Chordata; Chondrichthyes; Lamniformes; Lamnidae. The transcript has 29 exons. Gene Ontology annotation, molecular function: protein binding.